Messenger RNA from Marasmius oreades (fairy-ring Marasmius), 1368 nucleotides. RefSeq lists its product as uncharacterized. The record is from RefSeq and is a predicted model, not a curated record. The coding region runs from base 1 to 1368 and encodes 455 amino acids. The transcript is spliced from 5 exons. Lineage: Eukaryota; Fungi; Basidiomycota; Agaricomycetes; Agaricales; Marasmiaceae.
AUGAGGUCCUAUUGUCGUGUUGUUUUGACCUCGUUGACACUUUUUCUCGUCUGUCCUUUCUCGUGGGGGUUUAGCAUUAGUGGCCUUACGCCGACCGUAACACUGGGACAGGUCGAACAACUGACAUGGUUCAGAGACCCGAAUGAUCCAGCGGUCUUUCAACUCGCAAAGGGCUCAGGCACUAAGCUACCAGACUUCAAUUGGAAAACGAUCGGCCCUAUAAUAUCAGUUGAUCAAGACACAACUCAGGGUAUCGUAUCAGUGAACUUCGACGAUGCUCUAAGCCAAGUCACUAUCGUUGCGUACGAAACCCUCUUCAAAGCUGAGAUCCCAAAACUGCCUGGCUUCUUCACCGACCCCAAUCCAAUAACCAUUAUGAUGACACCACCACCACCACCACCAGCCUCACAGAACACCGUGCUGGUCAGUCUGUCCAGAACUGUAGAUUCAACAACAACUCCACCGCCAUCAUUGUCGACCAUACCCAGCUCUCACUCGUCGACAGUCGGUAACAGUUCACCAAUGAUAACGUCGACAGCGGUUGGCAGUAAUACAAACGAACUUCCGACUUUCGCAGCUGUAUUGCCGGAUUCAUCAUUGGCAUCUGUAGCGGAUACAGAAAGUGAAACCGGCCAGCUCCUCACUGUUACUGCUGCUGGCACCACCUCCGCUCCGCAUGGAGGAAACAAAAAUCCAAUUUCUCCCUCCUCUCCUUCGGACGCACUUCAGUCGCAUCCAAACGUCGGCGUUAUAGUCGGUGCAACCAUUGGUUCCAUCCUAUUCGUUAUCAUGCUGUUUUUGCUCGUCGUAUGUGCUCGUCGCCGGAACCUGCAGAAACGAUAUCGGUCAGCCUUAUCUGGCAGAUUUUAUCGUGACAAAAUGAUCAAGUCCGAGGAACGCCUUCCGAUACCUGAGGAUCAACCAGACUUCAAUCCAUUCGAUCCCUUCAAUGAACCCAAAAAUGUCUUUCCCGCCAGCCGCAAUCUUAAAAACGUUACAAGUCCUUCGCCCGAUGUAACGCAUCUUCAAGUACCUCACCACGCGACAUACACCGUAACCGAAACGGGCUCGGCGUAUGAGAGUUAUGAAGGGGGUUCGGAGUAUGCGUCAACAGUUGAUCACACCGACCCUUAUUGUGGAAUCGCUCCACGAACGGAAAGACAGAUGGAUAUUGAGAGAAAGAUAUUCCAGUUACAGGAGCAGCUGAUUAGGCUACGUGGUGAGUCACGAUCAACGGCAAGUACGCCGUCGAUAUCCUCGACAGUUGGAGACAUUAGAGAGCGAAUUGAGAGGUUGAAGGUAUUACAGGAGGGCCAGUGGGCGAGGGAACUCAGCGAUGAAGUUCCUAUGGAGAUGGGUAAUUAUUGA